AUGCACAUUGAGGCGCUCUUCCUCCGGGGUCCCUCUGCUCCUCAACACUUGGCGCUCAGGUCCGACACCCGAAAGCCGUUCGCGGGGGACGAGCUGGACGUCAGGGGGACGCCAGCGAGGGCGCGGCUCACUCAGCCUCCCGUUUCCUGGGAAGUCAGCGCGCACCCGUCCCUAGCCUUUGGGUGCCGCAGCUGGCAGAGCGCACAGAUUCGGACAGGCGGCUGGGCGCGGGAGCGGCCCGUACUUCUGCUGGGUCGCGGGUCGCCGGAGACGGGAGAACCGAGCCCCGCGCAGCCUGAGCGCAACGCCUCCCGUUUCGUUUUCCCGAGGCGCCUCGGCUUUGUUUCGGUUUCCAGUUGUUCCGUCUUCAAAACGAAACUGAAAGUUGCGCUAAACUGCGCAGCGUUCCCUUGGACGGAGAUGCCUUUUGGCACCAGUCCUUACCUCUGCGAAUCUGUCUGGAACAGAGUGGAAAUUAGGGACAACGUGACACUUAAAGCCAAAUUCUUCUCCAGGAAGAAGGUACCAGUUUCCACCUCCAUGAAACGAAUUCCGGCAUUGGAGACUCCACAUGUUGGUCCGGUGAGCUGUGGAAAGGAGCAUUCCCUGGCUGGCUGUCAGAAAGGAAGGGUCUUCGCGUGGGGAUCUGGUUCUGAAGGACAGCUGGGAAUUGGAGAAUUUAAGGAAAUAAAUUUUAUGCCUAAGAAGAUAGAAACUCUGACUGGUAUGAAAAUUAUACAAGUCUCCCGUGGAUGCUACCACUUCCUGGCAUUAUCAGAAGGUAAAAAACGUCUUCCUGGAUCUCCUAUGUGUCAUCAGGAAAAGGAUACUAGUUCCACCAGCGUUUCCAGGAAAACCCUGCCAGAAAUAAGCCGAAUUAACCAGUCGCUGACAGAAAAAUGGAUGGCAGUGGCAGGAGGAAGUGCAGAGCAUGAAGUAAGUGACUGAGAGGUGGCUCUGGAAAUUAGAGUGAUAUUUUCAUCUCCUGCUUGUCUGACUGCAAGUUUUUAAAGAAAAGAAUCUGGAGAAACUAUGUCCAUUGAUGUGGACUUAGAAGUGGAGAAGUUAACAAAAAAAGAAUGGAUUUCUUCUUUGAUAACAACACGUCUCAGGGAUCCUCUGCUCAACACUCUUCCAUAUUGUUCUCCACACCAAGAAACUUUAUCGGUCUUCCUUCUGCUCCCAGAGUGUCCUGUCAUGCAUGAUCCUAAGAACUGGAUGACUCUGGUGGUCCCGUUCGCAGAGGCUGUUCAUAACAUGACUGGCCAAUCUUCACAAGUCCUGAAGCAGUGUUGGGCAUCUUUGCAAGCAUCCUCUCUCAACACGCUGGUCCAGAUGCUUAAAACUGCCAUCGCCUCUCACCUGUUUUGUUGGACUGAAACCAUUCAGUCCCACAAUGUUAAAGCUCUUCUAGAAGUGAUGAAAGAAGUGUAUAAGGUAAACAAAGCUAAUUGUCAACUACCAGAUACUUUCAACAUAAAUGAACUAUCCAUUUUGUUGAACUUUUAUGAAGAGAGAAGAAGAGUGAUCUGUAGGGAUAAAAACCUGAUACCUACAGAAAACCUCAGUCCCAUUAUUUUCAGUGAUUUUCCAUUUGGAAGCCCUCCAUCUGUCUUUAAUUUGCUCUCCAAAAUUAAAUUAUUGCAAGCUGAUUCCCAUAUAAAAAUGCUGGAAUCAGAAGGGAUAGACUGCAUGGAUUUUGGGCAAAUAAUUCUGCGAGGAAAGGAUGAAUCCCCUCCAUUUACACUUGGAGUCAGACAGAGUCACCUAGUUGAAGAUGCUCUGCGUCAGUUGAGCCAAGCUGAAGUCACUGACCUCCGGAAAACAUUAGUUGUUGAAUUUAUUAAAGGAAUUCGUUCUGUGGGAGAAGGGGUGAAGUCCGAGUUCUUCCACCGUAUGUUUGAAGAUAUGACCAAGAAAGAAUAUGGGAUGUUCAUAUAUCCUGAAGAGGGUUCCUACGUGCAGUUUCCUGUCAACCCUGAAUUUGAGAAGAAGAGAUAUUUCCUCUUUGGGAUGCUGUGUGGACUAUUGUACAAUUUUAACGUUGUCAACCUCCCUUUCCCACUGGGUCUGUUUAAGAAACUUCUGGACCAAGAGCCAUCAUUAGAAGAUUUAGAAGAACUCAGUCCUCUUUUGGGGAAAUGUCUCCAGAAAGUUCUAAAUGAUGAAGCUGAUGACAUUAAAGAAGUACUUGGCAUACGUUUUUCUGUGAGUACUAAUGAAAUUUUUCUUACAGGAAAUGAAAGGCUGCAUGUAAAAAGCAUACAGAAGGUGGGAAUCCUAUUUCGCUGUCCUGAAACUUUCAGUGAAAGAGAUUUCUCAAUAUCACUGACAUGUCAUAAUAUUCUGGACCUCCCUAAAUAUUCUACAAUGGAAAGAAUGGAGGAAGCACUUCAAGUAGCCAUCAACAGCAACGAAGGAUUUAUGUCACCCACGGUCACAGAGUGAUAGUGACCUUUGAGAGGCUCAGAUCUCAGGUUCUCUCACCCUUCGAUCCUUCUGUUCUUCUUAGUACAAAGUGUUGACGGAUUUUAGUUAGAAUAAGUUGACAAAUGCUGGGAUAAACAAUAACAUGAUGAGUCAAGGAUAACAUUUUUAAUGAAUCAACAUUUCCUGAUCCUUAAACUUGCUAUGAGAAUGCUUGCUUUUUACUGAAGUAUUUCCUGAACAAUAAUUAUCAUUUAAAAAUAUACUAAAUGUUAAAAGCUAACAGAUAUUUUUUAAAAACUGUACAUCUAGGGGGCUUCCCUGGUGGCGCAGUGGUUGAGAGUCCGCCUGCUGAUGCAGGGGACGCGGGUUCGUGCCCCGGUCCGGGAGGAUCCCACAUGCCGUGGAGCAGCUGGGCCCGUGAGCCAUGGCCGCUGAGCCUGCGCGUCCGGAGCCUGUGAUCCGCAGCAGGAGAGGCCACAACAGUGAGAGGCCCGCCUUAAAAAAAAAAAAAAAAAUUGUACAUCUAAUAAACACUGUCUGCAAAUAUGAAAGACAUGCUGAAGUUCAAAAAAAUAAAACUAUAAACUAAUUCAACAUGUUUUUGAGGCACAUAGAUAUAUAUUUUUAUAUUCUGGAAUGUCUCCAGAGUUUUGAUUUUAGCCAAACAAUCUAUUUGAAAAAUCUAAAUGUUAAGGGAUUUAUUAAUUUAAUGAAUAAUGACUUAUGCUCAUUGCUGUGUUCCAAGAAGCAUUCUUUAUUUUGGUUAAAGGCUAAUAAGCCCAACAAGGAACUCCCAUUUAAUUACAGUUGGACAAAAAUGAAGAACAUGAAAUAUGUUUUCAGCAUCAUGGUAUAGAAUGAAUUAAAGGAGAGAUAUAAGUAUGGUGGAAAUGAAUUUUGUGGGCCAUUUCUAUCUCAUAUUAAAUUUUAAACUGUAAGCUAUUCUAUAAAUGCCUAUUGUCAUCCCAAACCACACACAGAAGCCUUGUGUCAGUGGUACUUUGGGAAAGGAAGCUAUGGGGUGAAGUUCCUACUGGGGUGCUGACGUGGAAAGAGGGCAGGCAUCUGAGGACAGACAGAACAGACAUAGAGACUGCACCAAGGACACUAGAAUGUAAGGUGGUUAGUGGAAACAUAAGCCCCCAGCAAAUCCCCAUAGCUAUUUUGGAUAGAUCUAGUUUCUACAGUAAAUGGAAGGAAGGCCCAGAUGUAUUCUAUGUGAAUUUUAAGGGAAAAGGUAACUUCUAAAUCUUAGGGAUCCUUAGGCCCCUGACUUUUGGGUUGUGUUUUUCAGGCCUUUCAACUCCAACAUUACUUUUUCUGUGCAAAUGGGUCAACUGUACUAAACAUAUUAAGAAGAGAUAGUACCAAUUCUUUAUAUACUCUUUCAGAAAAUAAAGGUAGUGAGAACACUUCCCAAUUAAUUCUCUGUUGCCAGCGUUACCCUAAUACCAAAACCAGAUAAAGACAUUACAGGCAAAGAAAACUACAUGUAUCUCUCAUAUGAACAGAUACAAAAAUCUUCUACAAAGUUUUAACGUGUCAAACACCUGAUAAAAUAUAAAAAGGAUACUACCUUGUGACCAACUGGGAUUUAGUCCAGAAAUGCAUUUGAAAAUCCAUUAUAUUUCACUAUAAUAGAAAAAACAAUCACAUCAUUACCUCAAUAGAGGUAGAAUAAUACUGACAAAAUUCAACAGCCACUCGU
Orcinus orca (killer whale) is the source of this 4138-nucleotide messenger RNA. RefSeq names its product probable E3 ubiquitin-protein ligase HERC6. NCBI's taxonomy places the organism in Eukaryota, Metazoa, Chordata, Mammalia, Artiodactyla, Delphinidae. Gene Ontology annotation, molecular function: ubiquitin protein ligase activity. The record is from RefSeq and is a predicted model, not a curated record. Gene Ontology annotation, biological process: ubiquitin-dependent protein catabolic process; protein ubiquitination.